AUGUCCAGAAGCUUCAUCAGGCCUCAUUUUGAUCAAUCUAUAGCUGCACAGAUUCGUGACAAACAUUUUCGGUGUUAUUAUACUACCGAAAAUCCUCUGCGCUCUAUUAAAAAGAGGCAAUCAACAAUAGAUGAUUAUUUUGUGAAGGUAGAAGGUCUUUGUCAGCCGGCGAGCAGUCCGCCUCCUGCCGACGACUUCCUCAACUCUGACAGCCGAGCAUCGAGUCCCCUCUCGCCGAGCGCUGUCGCCGACGACAAUCCCGUUCCCCAUGCACCGAGUGGCGCGACCGUCGGCUGCGGUGGGGGCUCCGCGGGCAACGGCAGCAACGGUGACAGCGACGCUAAGAAGGGAAAGAACAAUCGGCGAAAGAAAAAAACUCGCACAGUCUUCACCCGCAGUCAAGUUUUCCAGCUCGAGUCGACUUUCGACAUGAAGCGUUACCUAUCGAGCUCCGAACGGGCUGGUCUGGCUGCGUCUUUGCACCUCACGGAGACACAGGUCAAGAUUUGGUUCCAGAACCGUCGCAACAAGUGGAAGCGACAACUAGCUGCCGAGCUGGAAGCAGCCAACAUGGCCCACGCCCAGCGGAUGGUACGGGUACCUAUACUGUACCAUGAUACAGGUUCCUCCUCGGUGGCAGCCUCGGAGAACUCAUCGCUCACCGUGGCAACAUAUCCGUCACUUUACUACCACCACGCCUCCUAUGCCAACAGCCAGGGAGGGGCCCGAGCUCCCCUCCCUAGCCUAGUCUGA
Molecule: messenger RNA, 753 nt
Organism: Stegodyphus dumicola
Lineage: Eukaryota; Metazoa; Arthropoda; Arachnida; Araneae; Eresidae
Biological process (GO): regulation of transcription by RNA polymerase II
Cellular component (GO): nucleus
Molecular function (GO): RNA polymerase II transcription regulatory region sequence-specific DNA binding; DNA-binding transcription factor activity, RNA polymerase II-specific
Source: RefSeq, a predicted model, not a curated record